GCCCAAAAGGAGACAAAGGAGCAUUCCUACCCAUCCCCCUCCUCACUAGUUCGGACAGCAUCAAGAGAAAGGGAGAAAGAACCUCUACAACUUCAUCUUCCAUAGCAAAAUUCGAGAUGAGCUCAAACAAGGAAGUUGGGAGGAAGUUAAAGAAGGAAAAAGCUAGGAAAAAGUGUGAAAAUUAAGGAACUUGAUUUAAAGUAUUUUUGAGCGUCUCCGGAGUUUCGUCGGAGUUGGUCAAAGUUCGUCGGAGUUGGUCAAAGUUCGCCGGAGUUGGUCAAAGUUCGUCGGAGUUGGUCAAAGUUCCAUCGAGGAACGUAGAACGCGCUUAAGCUUAAUUAAGUUUCAGGUAGAACUUGAAGGUUGCUACUAUCAGCCGCUGUUUCGGGAAGUUUCUGAGAAGAAGACUUGAAAUGGAACCCGUUGGAAGGAUCACUAGAAGGAACCCGUUGGGCCAUACCCAUUGGGUCUCGGAACCAGACGCAUCUCCGGUUAACCCUCCCUGCGGUAAUUGCGAACCGCACACAAGUCCGUUGUCUGCCGUGACACUGCGCUGUCUCCGUCAAAUCCAGACGUAUCUCCGGUUAGUGACGCGAGGUGGAGUGUCCUAUCCGCAAUUUCUUUCCAGGUCUGGCUUGUGCAUGCUUCACAGAAUAUGGCAGAAGUACUUCGGUAUCCAUUUGCAUUACAUGGCUAUGAAAAGGGUACCCCUUUACUGUACCCGAAAGACUCCCUCUCAAGCCUCAAAAGUAAAGUUGUGGUUAGUGAUGGAAGUUCUCUCAUUGCUUCAAGACCCAAAAAGAUGCCAUCUUUAAGAGUCACUGGCCUCGAAAUGCCUGUUUCUAAGGGCUGGUUGGAGAUUCUCAGAGUAAAAUGUGUAAUUAGGCGCAAAGAAUCUAGCGUACAAUCUAAUACUGUCAGUGUUCAAUUUGACUCAUCCUGUGGAGUGAAGAACGCCCCUGCUCAUAAUGAAAAAGAAGGAUCACCUGAAAAUUUGCUUCCUUUCAGGAGCUCAGUGUUCAAAGAAUUACAUGUUAGGGCUGGGGGUGCUAAUCUAAGUGGAAGUAAGGUGUAUUACUUGGAUGAAAGAAAUGAAGACGUAUUAUCGAAAAGGAUUUUGAAACUAUGUCGGCUAAACAAGGUUAGGAGUGCAUUAGCACUUUACAAAUCAAUGAUAUUUACAAGUAUCAAGCCUAAUUCACAUGCUUGCAAUUCCCUUCUUUCUUGCAUCUUAAGGAAUGGUAGUCUUGAUGAUGCUCUUGAGGUAUUUGAAUCCUUGAAGGAGGGUAAGAUGACUACUGCUCACACUUAUAGUUUAAUUCUCAAGGCAGUUGCUGAAGACCGGGGGAGUGAUGCUGCAUUGGAAUUGUUUGAGGAAAUAUGUAAAAAUGACUGUGCUGCUAGCAACGGAUUUGAUGUCAUUGUCUAUAACACAAUGAUAUCAGCUUUUGGGAAACUAAACAAUUGGGUUAAUGCUGAAAAGUUUUGGAGAAUUUUGCAAAACAAAGGUCUUAUAGGAACAACAGUGACGUACAGCGUACUAAUAUGCUUAUUUGUCCGCUGCGGUAAGAAUGAACUAGCUGUUGAUGCAUAUAGCGAGAUGGUUCAAAAUGGAUUAACGCCAGGAGUUGAUGUAAUGCAAGCAAUGGUUGGAGCAUGUAUGAAGGAGGGAAACUUUGACAUGGCAUUUUCUAUCUUUCAGAGUAUGUUGAACAGUGGCCUGAAGCCAAAUGCAAAAACAUGCAAUGCAGUGAUUAACUUACUUGGGAAAGCAAGAAAACCCAAGCUUGCAUUCAAGGUUUAUGAUCUCAUGAAAUUGUUAGGUCAUGUGCCAGAUUCAUACACAUGGAACUCACUUCUUGGUGCCCUGAACCACGUGAAUCGACAUGCUGAUGCACUUCAAUACUUUGAGAGAAUCAGGAAACAGCAACCAGAAAUCCUAAGCUUUCAUAUAUACAAUACAAUUUUGAUAUCUUGCCAAAGACUUGGGUUGUGGGAAAAAGCAGUGGAACUACUAUGGGCGAUGGAGGCGUCUGGAGAUUCUGUUUCAACAUCCUCAUAUAAUCUUGUAAUUGGUGCUUGUGAAGUUGGAAGAAUGCCAAAGAUCGCAUUGCGAGUUUACAAACACAUGGUUGACCAGAAUUGUUCUCCUGACCUAUUCACUCUGCUGUCUGUGAUGAGAAGUUGCAUCUGGGGUUCCCUUUGGAAUGAAGUUGAGGAUAUAUUGAAUUGCUCUGCGCCAAAUGGAUUCUUGUACAAUGCUGCGAUUCAGGGGAUGUGUCUGACAGGCAGGAUUGAUCUUGCUAGGAAGGUGUAUAUAAAGAUGCAUCAGAAUGGUCUCAAAGCUGAUGGUAAAACAAGGGCUCUAUUGCUGCAGAACUUACCGAAAGAUCUCAAGCGAUAACAGGUUGCAGGCAAUGUAUGUGCUCUCUAUAUGUGUCAAGUUACAUGCCACAAUAAGUUAAGUAAGGCUGGACCCUCUCUUUGAGCCAGUGAGGAUUGUCAGAGGAGAUCAGUGAUUGCAGCCCAUGAGUUUUCUAUAUCCACUAUAUGUCCUGAGGCUUGAUGGAUUUUUGUUAUUUGCUUAUUACCUGGCAAUAGUAAAUAAGCAUGAGGAUCAUAUUCAUAGUUUGCUGUUGGAGAAAACCAACAAUGAGCAACAGAUAUCUGCUGCAAGUUCUGUCAAUUGUUCAGCUUCACAGUGUUAUGGAAAAUGAAAAGGUGAUUGGAGGAAAUUGGAGAAAUUACUACAGUGAUUGCCAGACACGAACACAGUGAUUUAGUGUAUUUGUGAAGCUCACAUCAUUGGUGAAUAGCUGUAAAGCCAAAAACAUACAAAGUAUUAAUAGGGUAUCAAACCGGUUUUAAACCAGAACAGAAACGGUUUGGGACCAAAACUAGAGAUGGCCCUAGUUACGAGUAACCAUAUUUGGGGACCGGGAACCCGCCAGUCAGAACAGGACCGGAACCAGGACCUGUCCACCCAUAGUCUUCUCUCAGGAUUGGCCUCUGCAAGCUCAUCUUCAACAUUCUGCUAGAUUGUUCUCUGCACAGGCCUGGCUCCAUUGCUUGGGCCAAAACCAAGAUUCUCUAGGAGUUCGCCUCAGUGAGAUGCAACUUCAUUUUCUUAUAGGUUGAUCACUUCUUUAGUCGCUACAGCUGGAAAACAAAGAACCGCAGAAGUUGGAGACAAAAAUACAGGUAGUCAAUGGAUGCUAGGGAUGGAGUUGGUUUGGAUUCCAGACUGACCAAUUCUACCAUUCUCUGUAACUGGGCUGGGAACAGGUACGGGCCCGGGUCAGUUUAAUGCAUCCUGCCCCCGGGUCAGUCCCCGACCAACUUUUACUCUCUAAAAAAACCAGGACUAGAACCAGAAUCGGGAGGCGGGAGCUUGUUUGGGCCUUCAUUGGAGGAACCAGAAGCAAGUUUGGCUUGGUUGCGACACCAGUCCUGGUUUGGAACAAAAAAUACAGGUGCCCAAGCAGGUUAAAGCACCAACCAGUCCCGGUACAAUUUCAAAACCAAGACCGGGUGCAUGACUAAUGAUUGCCCAGUGCAACCAUAAAAUAUCUGUAUGUUGAGUGCAUACUAAUAUGUUGUGCUCACAGCCAAGAAGCUGGAAUACUUUGAAUUCAUCAACCCUAUUGAUGAGGGAGCUGUUUGCUCUUGCAGACUCCACUAUUCGCUUUGUGGUUUCAUAGGAAACCUUGUCUGGUAAGUUGUCGUCAUCUUGCAACCUGGUUCUCAGGUCCCUAAUGUCCUUAUAUAUCACUAACUAGGAGUUAAUAGUGAUUGUUUCAUGCCAUGACUUCCUUCUCGCAUGUUAAAUUGUUGUUUCCUACCAAUUUGUCCUCCACUAUGUCAUGCAUCGCUUUCGAUAUUAAUUGUUAUACCAAUUUAUUCCAUGGCUUUGAUCAUGGCUCUUUUGGUUCCAAGCUCUAAUAUCUCUCUCUUUCCAAUUGAAUAAUUGAUUGAGAUUCAUCCAAUGUGUUUGGUUGAAUAUCACAGAAGAAUGUUGUACGACUAAUUUGUGCAAUGCACCUCUAUUACAAUGUUUUUUUUCAAUCGAACAAGUUUUUGCCCACAA
This is a messenger RNA of Cuscuta europaea, 4087 nucleotides long. The record is from the annotation of a GenBank genome assembly. Lineage: Eukaryota; Viridiplantae; Streptophyta; Magnoliopsida; Solanales; Convolvulaceae.